AACAAAUUCUCAAAGUCAUGCACAAUCUUUGAUUCGAAAAAAAAAAACAGUAUGGAACUAUCAUUAGCAUUAACAUCAACAGACCAUAAUCCAUCGCCUUCAGAGGCACAUCCAGACACUAUGGACUUUCUGUCUCGAGAAUGGUGUAAUUUCGCUGUUCAAUCACUUCAUCCCGACCCUAUCCUCUGCGAUCGCUCCAUUGUUCCCAUCGAGACAUCUAUCGCCAAGUUUCAAGGCGACUCGAGUCCUGUUUCUUGUGCUAUGAUGGAUAAAAGUAUGAAGAUGGACGAUCCAGAUUUUAAGCCCUCGAUGCCUUCGUGGAAAACCAAUGAUGUCAAGUCAUGGAUAUGGAUGCAACAAGCAAUGCAUCCGGAAUUGAGCUACGAAGGCUUUUUCCGCAAGAAACUUAAACUUCCAUGGAAGAUUACGCCGUCGAUAAAGAAAUGGUGGAAAGAGAUAAAGGCGAAACGAAAGGAAGAAGUGAGGCUACAGAGAGCUGAAGUUCACGCUGCCGUUUCCUUGGCUGGUCUAGCGGCUGCUCUCGCCGCAGUAGCUUCCGAGAACGCCGGAAAAGAUGGUGGAAACGGUCAACCGAGCACGAGGGAGACUGCUGUGGCUUCUGCAGCGGCUGUGGUGGCGGCGCAGUGUGCGCAGAUGGCAGAGACAAUGGGAGCAAACAGAGAUCAGCUCAGCACAAUGAUUGGUUCCGCCAUGACCGGGACAAGUGUCAGUGAGAUACUCACUCUCACUGCCUCAGCUACAACUUCGUUGAGAGGUGCUGCGACGCUGAAAGCAAGAAGAGGUUGCAUGAUUAAUAGAUUGAAUGGCUCUGCGCCUGUGUUGCCUAUUGAAGACUCUUCUUAUUUGCCUCCUGAAUUCGACAAGAACAUAUCUGUUCUUGCUAAAGGAACCGAUCUCUUCGUCGAAACACCAGAUGGGGAUUUCAAGGCUAGGACAGUGUCUAUGGUCUUAAACAAAGAUGGAAAGGUGAUUCUCAAAAUGAAGAAACAUAACCUACUCAGGACUAAGAAAGAAAGUAUUGUGACGAAUGUUCAUGUGGAACUUUACAAAGAUUCAGAUAGCGAAGACAACAACAUAGAAGACACUUGUUAUCUCAUUGUCCUGAGAACAAAUAGGGGAGCUAUCAAGCUAGACAUGGCCGAUGAUUACAGUCGUUACAAGACAUGGGUCACAACGAUCCAACACAUGCUCACUCUCUCUUCUUCCUCCUUAAGUACAAAUUACGCUCUCACUUUCUACAACAAAAACUGAAAUCUUUCAUCGUCUUUUGUUUUUCUGUGUAAUUUUACUUUAUCCUCUCCUCUGUUUCUUAUGUCUCUCUCGCUUGAUCUUAUAAUAUAAUGCAUAAACAACU
Arabidopsis arenosa is the source of this 1375-nucleotide messenger RNA. Lineage: Eukaryota; Viridiplantae; Streptophyta; Magnoliopsida; Brassicales; Brassicaceae. The record is from the annotation of a GenBank genome assembly.